GCAGCAAACCACUGAGCAUCGUCGACUUCAUUCACGUAGGCUAAAUUAGAAAAACACCGAGCAGCGUCGACCUCAAUUACAAAUUGAAAUAGCCCAAAUUAGCUAGGUACUUGACCAAAGCAUCUCAAACUAACGUUACCUAGCUAGUUUAGCUAAAUGAAUUGUUCUGUAAUUUUCGCCGUUCAAUAAGCAUUAAAAUACGAACUGUGGUCCUUGUUGGAAUUGCGUGGGAAGAAUCUCUUCCUACGGUUGUCAGUGGUUAGUUAGCUAGUUGUCUUUCGUUUCGAGGUCAUCCUCACCAGUGUGUAUCGAGUUAGCUAACGUUACAGCACGCUUUUUAGAGACUGUAGGCUUGACUAGGUAGCUAACUACACAACUCGCUAACAAUUUAGCUAACGUUUGAAAGUCGUCUCCAGUUGGAAAAGAGCAGACAUGAAGAAUCUUCCGUAUUUCUGCCGGGGGGAAGUCGUUCGAGGAUUCGGGCGAGGAAGCAAAGAACUAGGGAUUCUCACAGCCAACUUCACAGACUCUGUGGUGGAGCUCCUGCCUGGCGACAUCAGCACAGGAAUCUACUAUGGCUGGGCGUGCGUGGGCACCGGGGACAUCCACAAGAUGGUGAUGAGCAUCGGCUGUAACCCUUACUACAACAACGCCAAGAAAUCCAUGGAGACUCAUGUGAUCCACACGUUUAAAGAAGAUUUCUAUGGACAGAUCCUCAGUGUAGUCCUGGUGGGAUACAUCCGUCCAGAGAGGAGCUAUGACUCACUUGAUGCCCUUAUAGCAGCGAUCAACAAUGACAUUGAGGAGGCCAAAAGAGAGCUGGACCUCCCAGAACACCUCAAACUCAAAAAGGACAACUUCUUCAGAGCCUCUGCCAGCUCGUCCAUGACGUCGUCCAACAAGAUCAUGAAGGACCAUUGACAUCUGAUCAUGCAACACGUUGUUCACUCUCGCAUUGCUCAUCACUCGGUGAAGUCGGUGUCACAAGUAUCCAUCCAAAUGUAAUUCUUCACUAGGCCUAGUGACCUGGCCGGCAGAGGCCUUGCUUGUAUUUUAGUGUGGCGCAAACAUGAACCACUGAAGUUAAGGAGUGCCACGAUUACUUCAUCAAAAAGAGUCAAGUGAUUUUUCCAAACACUGCUUUGGGUGUUUUCCAUUGCAGUUUGAAUGACUGGGUGGUUGACAACUAAUGGGCUCUCCUGUCUGUUAUGCUCUUUCUCUCUUUCUUUUACGCUCUCUUUUUCUUUCUUUUUCUCUUUCUUUCUCUCUCAUAUAUAUAUAUAUAUAUUAUAUACUGCCAAUAUGUUACUUUUUCAAUCCUCAGCCAGAUUUUAUCCUCACAACAAAUCUACAGUUAUUGUAUCCGACCUGAAGCUACAUUAGACUACGGUCGUGUUCAUUAGGGCACAUAACCAAAUACACUUCAGAAUUGGACAAGUUUGGUGCCUAAUGACAUGAUCCUGGUAAUGUGCAACUCCAGGAAUUGAAUGUGUGUUGAGAGGAGCCCUGUGCCACCAAACCCACUGCUAAAGGUGGCACCCUAGUGGUUUGAGCGUUGGUCAAGUAACUGAAAGCUGCUGGUUCAAAUAACUGAGCAGAUGAGGUGAACAAUCUGUUGGUGCCCUUAAGCAAGGCACUUAACCCUCACUUGCUCCAGGGACGCUGUACUAAUAUGGCUGUCCCUGGUAAACACUGUUCCCUGCACCUAUCCAGCGUAUGUGACAAAAUGUCCUUUUGAAAUUAAUGGUAAUUUUGUAUCAUUUAGAAUUGGUGUUCAGUCUCAUGGCUUUGCACUUAGUUUUUCCUCCUUUUCAUAUUCGGGUGUAUUCAAAAUGUCUGCCUUGAAGCAGAGAAGUCCUCAAUAUCUUGCAUUUGAUCUAGGCUAAAUAGUUGCAUUAUACACAGCACUGAAUUAAUCCGCAUUAUUUAUUUGAGAAACUGAUGUUCUUAUUUGACCUACACAAACUGCAUGGUUGGCUAAAGACAUGCUUGAAUGCAGCUUCAGUUUUCUGAUUUUCUUAAUUUGUAUAGUUCCUCAUUGGUCAAAUCCAGCAUUCUCCCACCCCAGCAAUGAGGGCCAUUUUAUUUAACGCUAAAGAUCUGUCAAUUUUUUUUAAUGGGUCCACUUAACUACGUUCCCGCAUUUUUUUUGUUUCCAGAAUUUUGUUUUUACUGACUAAACCUUGUUUGGACCCUCAUUCCACUGAGAUGGUAUACGAGAAGACUGAAGCCUUGUUCACACUGCAGGCCUUAGUGCUCAAAUCAGUUUUUGUUUUCAAAUCUGUUUUGGAGUACGGACUGUCCAAACAGCAAGUUACAAGUGACCAAAUCAGAUUUGUGUGUUCAGACCGCAGUCAUUUGCUGACAUGGCUCCGCAAGUUGUUACUAUGACAACGGGUGCGUGAGCAGUGGGGUAGGCUGAUUGGUGUUGGUGCUCAUGCUUCCUACCACUCAGGAGUUGUGUAGCAAGCUGAGGUGACACCAAUGCCUGCCAUGAACAUUUCCCAGUUGCUUUGAAUGUUCAAAAUCAGUGCAUGAACACUUUUAAAAGCUCAAAGGAUAAGAUGAUCCAACUUUCAAAACAAGUCCUUUUUGGCUAGCCCCAGCAGUCAACUAGGUAGCUCUUUAGUGUUCUAGCACAUUUACUAAUUUGUUUGUAAACCAUUAAGCUAGUUAGCUACAUGUUCUUGUCAAAACCGCCAACCGAGUAGUUGGCAAGCAACACGACAUACCAAAUAAGUGUUAAAAAAAAGAAAGAAAAAAGAGGGAAAGUACAUCAGAUUUGACUGUUCAGACAAGUCGCAUGGCCCGUAAUCAGAUUUGUAGCUGAUUUCAAACCAACUAUGAAGGUUUGAAAUGUGGCUUCAAAUAUCUGAUUCCCUGUGCUUUUGGGCUGUUCAGACUGCAGGGGAAAAAAACUUUUCAAAUCGGAUAUGCAAAAAACAAAAUGGAUUUGAGUCACUUCAAACUGCCAGUAUGAACAAGGCAGAUGGAUGUGGUGGGCAUGUGUUCGUCAGAGGACAAAGUGGACAGUGUCGAGCAUAUACAUAACACUUUAUAAUAAGUUGUUCAAAAUGAAUUGUGAGCUCAUGUGAUUCUAGAUUUUAAUGUAUUUGAGAGACACUGUUCCUCUGCCAUACUUUUGGCAGAGGAAACAAUAUGGCUGGUGUUAUUAAUAUAUUCAUGUUUACGUAGACCAAAUCUGUGAAUACGAUUCUAUAUUCCCUGUCCCUACCCCCCAUGUUCCUCUUCAGAUUUUGAGCUUUGUUCCUUUAAAAAAUACGUCAUGGCCUUUUUUUAUUGCAGGAUACCUUAAAUUCCCCUCCACCCAUACCCAGAAAAUGUACUGGGGUAAGCAAUUGAUAUGCAUAAGUAAAUGGUAUUCAACAAUGACGUAUUGAAAGCUAUGCAAUGUGGGAUGGGGAUCGGUCUCUACCAUUUAAAAGGCCAGAGGGAAAGGUUUUCUCUUGGUUAAUUUAUGGUUACUGUUUAGUUAGAACACGGACUCGGCACCAGUUGUCGAGGGAUUUUUGUGUUCCCCAGACCUUAUAUGCCUGAGUGGUUAGCAGUACUAUACCUUAGUACCACAGAAGGACAUAGACCAACAUAUACAUACGGUUUCUCAAACUUAUACACAGCAGAAUCUGUGUUAAUAUUAACCCAGUGUGCUCAUUGUCUGUCUUAUCUGACUUUCCCUGUCAUUAGCCUGCGCAGGGUUUCCCAAACUCGGUCCUGGGCCCCCCCCUGGUACACUUAUCAUGCAAUGCAAUCUAUCACCUUAGUAGUGUAGUCAUGGGUGCCUCCUGGGAGGGGUAAGAAUGUGCUGAAGCCCCUUCGAGAGCCUAGCACCCCCCAAGAAAUAUUGUAUUAUUACAGACAACACUACACAAUGAUCGUGAAACAUUUUUUGGUGCCACCACUGACUAGUUAAACCUACAAUAUAGUGUAAGAGAACAUGACUCAACAAGGGCCAUUCUAAUGUUUCUCUGUUUCUCCCAGCUCCAGUGUUCUGUUUUUCAAUGGUAUUACUCUGAAGGCCAGGGUUGUGUUCAUCAGGUCAGGAGCUGGUUUAUUAAUAUGUUUUUGAUUUAUGUGGCUCUUCAUCUGGUCAUACCCCUAUUGAAAUGUUUCCCCGUGAUUUCAGGUUUUGGUAGGACUACAGCUGUGUCUGGUUGUGUUUGUCCUCUGUCAGAUGUUCUAUAAAUCAGUGCAGCUAGAAGUGCUCAUUAAACUGUCAAAACAACAUGGCUUAUAUUUGAUCAAGUACUAGGCACUAGUGUUGGCUUAGGCAACUGUACUCAGAGGCAUCUGUUAGUAAUACUAGUAGGCUUGCUCUCCAGUUUGUCGCCAAACCACAACCCUGAGCCAACAUUAUCUCAUAUUAAACAAGGGGAACAUCUAGCUCAGUCGAGACCUUGCUUAGUAGAAUCAGACCAAUGUCAUUAACCAGGGUCAUCUGCUUUUUCUCCCACUAUUCUUUCACUUGUAUUCUGCCUUUAUAAAGAAACUAAGUGUAGGAUGGCAGAAUGGCCUGUUCCCAAAAUGUGCUUUAGCUGGAUAAGAAACAUCCUUGUAAAUAAUUGAUAUGCUUUCCAAGAAUUUACCCAACCUCCAAUACAAUGUUAUUUUCUAGUCCUUUCAGCUGUGAUUGCAUACAUUUGACUGUUGUAAGAAAUCAUGGAAUUCUGUAGUUAUUGAAGCAUCAUGUCAUAGCUUUGGAUUUUUUUUAAAGCAGCAAGUGUAACUGUUUUGUCUUUUCCCAGUUAACCUUGGGUCUGUGUUUAGGGACCAGUCGUAUGUGUUGGGCUCGUUCAUAAUCCUUCUGUCCUGCUGCUGUAUGAUCCUGCCUGACGUUGUAUUCUUAUUAAACAUGUUCAAAGAUG
Molecule: messenger RNA, 4883 nt
Organism: Salvelinus namaycush (lake trout)
Lineage: Eukaryota; Metazoa; Chordata; Actinopteri; Salmoniformes; Salmonidae
Product: riboflavin kinase-like
Exons: 4
Coding region: 433-921 (162 amino acids)
Biological process (GO): FMN biosynthetic process; riboflavin biosynthetic process
Cellular component (GO): mitochondrion
Molecular function (GO): riboflavin kinase activity
Source: RefSeq, a predicted model, not a curated record